Molecule: messenger RNA, 423 nt
Organism: Microthlaspi erraticum
Lineage: Eukaryota; Viridiplantae; Streptophyta; Magnoliopsida; Brassicales; Brassicaceae
Source: the annotation of a GenBank genome assembly
AUGUUCCGCGCUCGGCCAAACUCGUCCGUCCGACUGAAGUCUCGGCCAAAGUCCAAACCACUCGGCCGAUCACGCAUCACGACCCGGGAAACAAGCCCGCGGUCGGCCAAGCCACACGCCACGCCAACCGCGCACGACCAAAGCGCGCGAGCCGGGAAAAAGCCUCGCGGCCGCGCAACCGUUCGCGUACCGGCCGAUGCAUCCGUCCGAGCCGGGAAAGAACGUCCCGCGUCCGGCCGAGAAUUUCAUCGGCCAAAUCUCAUCCGCUCGACCACGCCGGACCGACCGAAUCCGUCCGACCCCGACCGUUCCGACUCGGCCACAACCCGAUGUCCGGCCGAUCGUCCCGACGACCGUCCCAACGCCGCGGUCGACCCGAAGCCCUUUUUGAAGCCCAAACUUAUGUUUUCAAGCCCGGCUUAA